AUGCCGGCAAAAAAGGGUGGCUCGUCGCCAUUCUCGAAUUGGGUCAGUGCAUGGCUCGGGACUCUCGUGACGGGGUAUCUCGCGGAUAAGCUGUCCCGCCGAUAUACAAUCAUCCUAGCUGUCGUCGUCUUCAUCAUUGGCGCCAUCGUUCAGGUCACAGCACAGGGACCACCAGCUAUUUACGGGGGUCGGUUCGUUGUCGGUCUGGGCGUUGGUUCCCUCAGUAUGAUUGUGCCUCUGUACAACGCCGAACUUGCUCCCCCUGAAAUUCGUGGAAGCUUGGUCGCAUUGCAACAGCUUUCCAUCGUCUUCGGUAUCCUGAUUUCUUUCUGGAUCGAUUACGGAACCAACUAUAUUGGCGGAACUGGCCCGACCCAAAGCGAGGCUGCAUGGCGGCUUCCCCUGGCCCUCCAAAUUGUUCCAGCACUCGUCCUCGGUGUCGGUACUCUCUUCCUUCCAUUCUCGCCCAGAUGGCUCGUCAAUCAAGGUCGAGAUGAUGAGGCACUUGCUGUCUUGUCCAACACCCGUAAUCUCGCGCCAGAGUCGGAGCUCAUCCGACUUGAAUUCCUUGAGAUCAAGGGUCAAUAUUUGUUCGAAAAGGAGACCUCCGAGACCAAGUAUCCCCAAUGGCAAGAUGGCUCAUUCUCUUCGGACAUGAAACUCGGACUCCACGAGUAUCUCAGUCUAUUAAAGACUCCGACGCUUCGUCGCCGUGUUAUGGUCGCUACUGUCACAAUGUUCUUCCAACAUAUCAACGCCAUUUUGUACUAUGCACCAACUAUCUUCCAAAACCUCGGUCUCACUGGCAACACUAUCUCACUGCUCGCCACUGGAGUCGUCGGUAUUGUGAUGUUCCUGGCAACUAUUCCGGCUGUCCUCUACGUCGAUCAGCUCGGCCGUCGUCCCGUUUUGAUUAGUGGUGCCUUCAUUAUGGCGUUCUGCCACAUUCUCGUCGGCAUCCUUUCUUCUAAAUUCCAAGACUCUUGGCCAAGCCACAAAGCUGCUGGUUGGGUUGCCUGUGUCUUUGUUUGGAUCUUUUCGAUUGCGUUUGGUUACUCCUGGGGACCUUGCGCUUGGAUCAUUGUUUCCGAGAUCUGGCCCCUCUCCGUCCGGGCAAAGGGAGUGUCGAUCGGUGCUUCUUCGAACUGGAUGAACAACUUUAUCAUUGGUCAAGUUACUCCUCCCAUGAUGGAGCAUAUUCGUUAUGGCACAUUCAUCUUCUUCGGAAUCUUCUCCUUCCUCGGAGGAUUGUUCAUCUUUACGAUCCCCGAGACGUCGCGUCUCACUCUCGAGGAGAUGGACACCAUCUUCGGUUCGGAGAGUGUCGCCAAGGAAGACCAAGAGAGACAAGACGCUAUCUACAGAAGGAUUGGUCUGCUCGGUGACCAGACGCCAGAGAAGGGUGCAAGCGAGCAUCAUGAAAAGUCGUCCGAGUGA
Molecule: messenger RNA, 1437 nt
Organism: Serendipita indica DSM 11827
Lineage: Eukaryota; Fungi; Basidiomycota; Agaricomycetes; Sebacinales; Serendipitaceae
Source: the annotation of a GenBank genome assembly